Messenger RNA from Macaca mulatta (Rhesus monkey), 2486 nucleotides. It is a transcript of the gene STX11, whose product is annotated as syntaxin 11. Gene Ontology annotation, cellular component: SNARE complex; endomembrane system; presynaptic active zone membrane. Lineage: Eukaryota; Metazoa; Chordata; Mammalia; Primates; Cercopithecidae. Gene Ontology annotation, biological process: intracellular protein transport; exocytosis; synaptic vesicle fusion to presynaptic active zone membrane. The record is from RefSeq and is a predicted model, not a curated record. Gene Ontology annotation, molecular function: SNAP receptor activity; SNARE binding.
UCCGGGCGGUCCCGAGCGCACGGACUCCGGGUGGGGCGGGAACCCGUGCUCUGUGAGCCGGCUGCUGCCGCGCCCCGGCGCUGUCAUCCCGGGGCGGGGCCUGGUCCCCAGCUGUGGUAGCUUCCUAAGCGGCGGGGGCUGAGCCGGCGGCGCCCAGAUGCGGCCGCGGCGGCGCGGAGCUCGGGCGGCUGUGGAGGAGCCCAGCCUCGGCCGCAGGAGGCGCCGGGAGCAGAGCCGCCGGGAGUCGCGCAACAGGUUUCCUUCCCCAUCGCGGCGCCCACAGGGGACGCGCGCCCUGCGGGGAGAGAGGCUUCUCAGUUCGCGCUCUCGUUCCGGGUCCAGGGUGACUGUGUCAAAAACACCAGAAUGGGUACUUCUUGACUUGAACUUGGCAGUGUCACUCAGUAGCCAAGAAAGACGGAGAAAUUGAUAGAGCCUUGGAGCAGUCCCUUCGCAGCCCACGCAAAAUGAAAGACCGGCUAGCAGAACUUCUGGACUUGUCCAAGCAAUAUGACCAGCAGUUCCCAGACGGGGACGAUGAAUUUGACUCGCCCCACGAGGACAUCGUGUUCGAGACGGACCACAUCCUGGAGUCCCUGUACCGAGACAUCCAGGACAUCCAGGAUGAAAACCAGUUGCUGGUGGCCGACGUGAAGCGCCUGGGAAAGCAGAACGCCCGCUUCCUCACGUCCAUGCGGCGCCUCAGCAGCAUCAAGCGCGACACCAACUCCAUCGCCAAGGCCAUCAAGGCCCGGGGCGAGGUCAUCCACUGCAAGCUACGCGCCAUGAAGGAGCUGAGCGAGGCCGCCGAAGCCCAGCACGGCCCGCACUCAGCGGUGGCGCGCAUCUCGCGGGCGCAGUACAACGCGCUCACCCUCACCUUCCAGCGCGCCAUGCACGACUACAACCAGGCCGAGAUGAAGCAGCGCGACAACUGCAAGAUCCGCAUCCAGCGCCAGCUGGAGAUCAUGGGGAAGGACGUCUCGGGCGACCAGAUAGAGGACAUGUUCGAGCAGAGCAAGUGGGAUAUGUUCUCCGAGAACCUGCUGGCUGAUGUAAAAGGCGCGCGGGCCGCCCUUAACGAGAUCGAGAGCCGCCACCGCGAGCUGCUGCGCCUGGAAAGCCGCAUCCGCGACGUGCACGAGCUCUUCUUGCAGAUGGCAGUGCUGGUGGAGAAGCAGGCCGACACCCUGAACGUCAUCGAGCUCAACGUACAAAAGACGGUCGACUACACCGGCCAGGCCAAGGCGCAGGUGCGGAAGGCCGUGCAGUACAAGAAAAAGAACCCCUGCCGGACCCUCUGCUGCUUCUGCUGUCCCUGCCUCAAGUAGCAGGCCGGCCCGGGCCGCCACCGCCCAUCCCAGACCAUGGAGCACGCUGGGAAGGACGCACCAUCUCUGCCCUGCAGGGAGUUGCCCCAACUCUUUCCGGAACUCAGUCUUUAGAGGAGAAACGCGAGGUUCAAGAAUUGCAAACAAGCCCGUGCUUGGAAAGAUGGUUAGUUGAUGCCGUCCAAUGGUUCUUCAGUAAAGAUAGAUUCCUACCAAGUUGUGCAAUGUCAUUAUAUGUCACCUUGCACUCUUAGCCUCUAGACAGAAGCCAAGUAAGGAACUGACGUUGUAUCUAACUGUAGGGUGAAUGUCUGAGGCCUGCCUCCUAAUAAAGAUUCAAGGAAGGAGUCAGUUGUUCAUCUGCUAAUAGAAUGAACUCAUGAUGGAAACUUCAGUUCAUUUGCUUUGUCCUGAAAAUUCCCUGGUUCUGUUCCAUUCUGAGUGAAAUUGGCCUUGGGAAAAACCACGUUCUUCCUUUCCGAUUCUUCAUCCGGUCUAUGCUAUGCAAUUCCUCCCCAAAUAUGGAUCUUAUUUCUGCUCAUUUCCCCUACUUAUUAAAAUCACACCAAACCCUUACUAUUUUCUUAUCUCUUUCACUUUUUAAAUAUCUUUCACCAGGUUAUAUUUUGGGAUUAUUUUUCCAAAUAUUUUUAAGCACUGAAUCGAACAAGCACUCAAAUUGAAGUAUUAGUCAUGUUUUAUGUAUUUUUCACUGAUAAAAAUUAUUUAACAUUUUUCUUUUUACUUGAUUACAUAUGCACAUGUAUUUGUAAAUGUAAAAUACUAAUAUUCACUAAUGUAUGUACAUAAUGAUCAAUUGGUUUAACUUCUUUUAUGUAAGUAUGGUAUAUAAAUUUCAAGAACACUUUUUUGGCUGUUGGUGUUGGUUUGCUUGUUUUGAGUUUGUUUCACUCCAGUUUGCCCCUUCAUAGUCCAGUUUGGGUCAAAACUUCAUGUUAAACAACUCUGCAUUGGUUAUGGUGGUAGACAUAUGACGGUAGAAAAUGUAUACAGAGCUAGAGACAACUAACAUUCUUGGAAAUACUGCUUUUGUUUUACUGUGGACCAUUCCUUUCAUGCAUUGAAAUGGAGAAAUUUAAAGUAAAAGAAUUCUGUUUUUCAAGCAAGCUUAAUAAACAUUACAUUAUACAUAUA